CAGGCAGGACAAGCGCUUCACUCGCGCGGAACCCACGGAGGUGGCGCCCAGGGCUCUCGGUGUACUCGGGUCACUUGCAUUUGAAUUGCACUUGUGGGAUCCCCUGCAACAUGAUUCAAAUCCAGCACCAAGAGUUAGUGAACUUGAAAGAUGUAGUUAUAGACUUCACCCCGGAAGAAUGGGCUCUGCUGGAUGCAUUCCAGAAAAUGCUGUUCAGAGAUGUGAUGGUGGAGAAUAUCAGUCAUCUGCUUUCAGUGGGAAAUCAGAUCUGCAAAUCUGAUGAAGCCUCCAAGUUCAAUCAAGUAGAGAAACUGAUGAAAGAAGGAAUUGGAUUUUUCCAAAGCCAGAAUUCAGGCAGUGAAGGUGGCUUAAACAAACAAGGAAUGCUCUCCAUGCAACAUAUCUGCAGGAAAGACACAUUUACAAUCAUACCAUUGAAGCCAAAUUCUAAUACUCAAGAGAACAGAAUUAUGUGUAGUGAAUUGCCAGAAGAUUUUACUCAACCUGUGUUAAAUCACAAGGGAAAGAAAACCUACUUUGGCAAUCUGUUUGGAAAAUCCCUCAAUGAUCAGUCAUCUUUUAAUCAACAAAAGCAUUUUCACACUAGAAGUAAACCAUAUGAAUGUCUUCUAGUUGGUAAAUCCUUUGUUGAAAGCUCUGUCCUUACACAAUACAAUGGAAGUUACAUUGGAGAGAAACCCUAUGAAUAUCAUCUGUGUGAGAAAGCCUCCACUCAUAAUUCUGGCAUCAGAGUACAUGAGAGACCUCAUGCUGGUGAGAAUCCUUAUGAAUGUCACCUAUAUGAGAAAGCCUUAACUCAUUUCUGUACCUUGAGACAACAUGAGAGAACUCACAUUGGAAAGAAACCAAAUGAAUGCCGUCUAUGUGGGAAAGUCUUCACUCGAUGUUCUUCCCUUGGAGAACAUGAGAGAACUCACACUGGAGAGAAGCCUUAUGAAUGCCAUCUAUGUGGGAAAGCCUUCAGUCAUUUGUCUAACUUGAGACAGCAUAAGAGAACUCACACUGGAAAGAAACCAUAUGAAUGCCAUCUAUGUGGGAAAGUCUUCACUCGAUGUUCUUCCCUUAGAGAACAUGAGAGAACUCACACUGGAGAGAAGCCUUAUGAAUGCCAUCUAUGUGGGAAAGCCUUCAGUCAUUUGUCUAACUUGAGACAGCAUAAGAGAACUCACACUGGAAAGAAACCAUAUGAAUGCCAUCUAUGUGGGAAAGCCUUCACUCGAUGUCCUGCCCUUACAGCUCAUGAGAGAACUCACACUGGAAAGAAACCUUAUGAAUGUCAUCUCUGUGGGAAAGCCUUCACUCGAUGUUCUGUCCUUAGACAACAUGAGAGAACUCACACUGAAAAGAAACCAUAUAAAUGCCAGCUUUGUGGGAAAGCCUUCCCUCAGGGUUCUUACCUUAGAGCUCAUGAGAGAACUCACACUGGAGAGAAACAUGAUUGUCAUCUGUGUGGGAAAGCCUUUACUUAUCUCUCUUCCCUGAAACAACACAAGAGAAUUCACACUGGUGAGAAACCAUAUGGAUGUCUUUGGUGUGGGAAAGCCUUUACUCAAUAUGGUCACCUGAGUCAACAUGAGAGAACUCACACUGGAGAGAAACCUUAUGAAUGUCUUCAGUGUGGGAAAGCCUUCACUCAAUAUGGUCACCUGAGUGAACAUGAGAGAACUCACACUGGAGAGAAACCUUAUGAAUGUCAUCUAUGUGGGAAAGCCUUCAGUUUUUUCUCUAGCUUCAGACGACAUGAGAGAACUCACAGUGAAAAGAAAUCAUAAAUGCUAUCUUUGUGGGAAAGCCUUCCCUCAGUGUUCUUCCCUUAGAGCUCAUGAGAGAACUCACAGUGGAGAGAAACAUGAUUGUCACCUGUGUGGGAAAGCCUUUACUCAUCUCUCUUCCUUGAAAUGACAUGAAAGAACUCAUACUGGAGAGAAACCUUAUGAAUGUCAUCUAUGUGGGAAAGCCUUCAGUUGUUUCUUUAGCUUGAGACGACAUGAGAGAACUCACACUGGAGAGAAACUGUAUGAAUGCCAUCUGUGUGGAAAAGUCUUCUCUCACUAUUCUUCCCUUAGAAGACAUGAGAGAAUUUACUGAAAAGAAACCAAAUGAAUGUCAUCUAUGUGAGAAGGUCUUCACCUGUUAUUCUAGCCUUAGAGUUCAUGAUAACGCUCACACAUAAGAGAAACACUAUGAAUGUCUUCUGUGUGGGAAAGCUCUCACAAUAUGCUCAUCUGAGACAUGAGAGAACUGACUCUGGAGAGAAACCUUAUGAAUCUCAUCAAAGUUGGAAUGCCUUCACCCACUCUUCUGGUUUUUGAGAACAUGACAAAAUAUCCAUGGGAAAGAUACCAUAAGAAUAUUAUCUACAUGGGAAACUUAGUUUAUUUUCAUAAACUUAGACAACAUGAGAGAACUCAAAUUGAGUGAAACCUUAUGAAUGAUAUAUGUAAAAGGCUUCAGCCAAUGUUUACUUAUUAGAUUAUGUGAGAGAACUCAUACCAUAAAUGAUUUGAAUAUUUAAUUGAUUUCAACCCUUGAGUUAUCCUUUAAACAUACCAGACAACUCACACACUGAGGAAACACCAUUUGUAAUGAAUUUGAUAGAGAUUUAAAUCAUUCUUUCUACAUCAAUGUAAGCCAGUUCAUACUGUAGAGAAUGAAUAUCAUGUCAUCUUCAUGGCAAAGAAUUUAGUAAGAAGGACUGAUGAUAUGCAAUGUGAGAGAACUCAUGUUAUACAUUUUUUGAAAUUUGGAGGGUCUUAAUCCUCUGCUCCUAUUGAUAGACAAAUCUUUACCAGAUGAAGGAGCUUCUUGAGGAAUUUCCAGGUACUUCAUGCUGGAGAUGUUCUUCAUGAAAAAUCACAAAAUUCUUUAUUUAUACACCCACACUUGUAGGGCAAUUGAGAAUUCACACUUUAUAAAUCUCUUAUCAGUCUCAUGAAUGCAGGCAUGAAAUCAGUGAUCACUCAUUCCUUUAGCAUUAAUUUUCAUAUGCAGAGGAAAGAAAAAUCCUAAAAUCAAAAAAAAAAAAAAAAAAAAAGAAAAAUCCUAAAAUCCAUUUA
Messenger RNA from Choloepus didactylus (southern two-toed sloth), 3077 nucleotides. RefSeq names its product zinc finger protein 596-like. The record is from RefSeq and is a predicted model, not a curated record. The transcript has 6 exons. Gene Ontology annotation, molecular function: DNA-binding transcription repressor activity, RNA polymerase II-specific. Gene Ontology annotation, biological process: negative regulation of transcription by RNA polymerase II. NCBI's taxonomy places the organism in Eukaryota, Metazoa, Chordata, Mammalia, Pilosa, Megalonychidae. The coding region runs from base 111 to 1793 and encodes 560 amino acids.